Molecule: messenger RNA, 3362 nt
Organism: Sesamum indicum (sesame)
Lineage: Eukaryota; Viridiplantae; Streptophyta; Magnoliopsida; Lamiales; Pedaliaceae
Source: RefSeq, a predicted model, not a curated record
AUUAUUUCAAAAUGUGUUUCCUGGCUUUAGUGUUAUUCUUGGAGAUUGUCGCGCUGCUAUUUCUUGGAAAUAUAUUGGGUGGUCUCUUUGUUUUAGUGUUUAUUAAUGCAAAUUAUGGAGAAUUUUGCUGUAGUUGAGGUUCAUAUUUUGGAUCCGUGCUUUCUUGAUUUGUAUGUGAAUUAUUUGUAAAUCUUCACAUAAUAUCCCAAAUUUAGGAGUUUUCAUGAAUUUCUUGGAAACAACUCAUUUCUGAGGUCAACGGAAGAGACUGAAUGUGGGAAAAGAGUUGACGCCCUUAAAGCACUGAUCAUAUGCCAAGUUUCAUGGGCAAAUGCUAACUUACUUUCAGAUAGCUAAGUAAAUGCCUGAAGAUGUUAUUUGAUGCUAUCUAUCGGGAAGCUAAGUCCUGAAAGCAUAAAUUAAUUCAGGCAUGGACAUCUCUCAAGACGAGAGAAAUUUGAUAUGAAAACAAACCUUGUAUGCUAUAAGAGAGCAUAUUCCUUUGCCCUGGACAGGAAAAGGUUACAGUUUCCAGACAGUUGCAAGGUUGGACAUCCUUCUAGCAAGCUGGACCUUGAACCCACUUGUGAAUUAGGACGGAGUGGAAGUCUGAUGAAGUAAUUCGACCUAAGUCUUCAGAGAACGACAGGAAGUGACAGAUGGAGCACAAGACAUGUACUGAUGAUGAGAUUAUCAAGUACAUGUCAAAUUUACCUCGUUUUCUCCAGCAAGUGGAGAAGGAAAGUAGCAUUCAAGAGAAGGCAUUAAACUUUGGAGUUCUUGAUUGGAAGCGUUUGGAAACAUGGAAAUAUAACGAGCGUAUGCCUGGAAUAUAUGACAAGAAGACAUCAUCAUCAUUCGGCAAUUCCUCAACUAGUGGACCACCUAAAAUGGGUCCAAAUGUGGAAAGGCAACCCUCAGCCGAUGGUAUGAAUCCUAGUUCAUUAUCUUCAGGAAAACAGCGCAUGCCACAUGGUUCACCAUUUAGUUCACCUCAGAGGCACCGACCACAUGGUGUGAGUCCUAGUUCAUUAUCUUCAGGAAAACAGUCCGUGCCGCGUGGUUCACGAUUUAGUUCACCUCAGAGACUACUCCCACCAUCUCUAAGUUCACAUCUCAAUUCAUCAAAGGAUGGAAGAAACAAUAUUUAUCACAAGGAAGAAAAAUAUGUUGAAGGUACAAAGUCUAAUGCAGGGGAACCACAGAAUCAAGUAUUUCAAGAUGCUGAAAGUGGCACUACCCGUCUGCAGCCGGAGAACUGUCAUCAGAAAGUAAAGUUUUAUGACAGAAGCAGUUCUACAACAAACUUAGACAGCACAAAAAGAAAGGACUCUGAGAAAGAGAUUGUGUCGGCAAAAGAAGCUUCAUCAGCAGACUGGGGCAAGCAUAAGCUUUCUCUCUCUUCACAUGAUAGUGAGAGGAGAUUAAAUGAUGGAGUUGAUUUUAAAUCUCAAUGCUGCCCAGCAGACCAGGAAAAUGUUGUGUUCCUCAGACGUAAACAUCUCCCAAAGAGGAAUUCCUCUAAGAGUUCCCAGUUCACAGAAUCCAGGACCUCACUUGGUGAACAAUUGGCAGAAGCCAUAGGGAACGAAAACUCUGGUCACCUAUCUCCUCAUGGACUACACGCUGGAGAAUCCUGUGCCAAUAUUCAACACUCAGCUCCCCUCCUUUCAGGUGCCACUUUUCAUACCGAGUCUGCCAUGGAGUCACACAACUCAGGGACUUCCCAGGCAAUUGACUUGGGUAAUUGCACAACCGAACGUUUGAUGGUGAAUAGAGGAACCAGAAGGCUGUCAUUUUCCAUUGAGGUUUCAGAUAAAAUGCAAGAGGAAAUUGCUGAGCAAUCGAGUGUGAAAGGAAGACCUUCCUCCGUCGCUCGUCCAUCAAGCUUUAACCUUGAGAGGAUGAGCCGAAGUUCUACUUUCAAGGAGAGGUUGGUAAUUCCACAAUUCAGUUCUUCAUAUGUUACUGUCCAGUCUUGCCAAGUGAGACCUGGAGUUUCGUCUGUUAAGGAUGACUCUGAAAGAGAGAAGGAAAAUUCAAGUAGCAAGGGAAGGUCCAGUCCUUUAAGGAGAUUGCUAGACCCAUUGCUGAAGCGGAAAGGAACGCAAUCUGCUAAGACCAUUCAGCCACCAAAUCCAUGCCUAGAUCCCACGACUUUGAGGACCAUAGGCAGUAUGGGACCGUCUAGAGACAGGAAGCCUGAGGCAUCAACUAUUCAGGCUCUUUUGGAGCCAACAUUGAGGAAUGGUCUCCCUUUCUUUAAACUUGUGGUUGACAAUAGCACCGACGUGCUAGUUGCUGUAGUCAUGAUUUAUGCAUUUUACUCUGUCCAUGAGAUUAAGAAAAAGAGCAUGAACUGGAUAAGUCAAGGAUUGAAGAGCGAAAAUUGCAGCCUUGGCUAUAAUAUUGUUGGCCAGAUGAAGAGUUCGGCCUCCUACCAACCAAAGGGUGUUGCAAGAGAAUUUGUCUUGAAUAAUGUUGAAUCUGGGCAGGUGAACAAGGAGAUGGCAGCUAUAGUUGUGGAGAGCUCAAGUGAAGAGCUUAAUGUCAGAGAUUUAAGUGAUAGGAGCCAACUGAACAAUGAAAGAGAGCAUAAGGGGUCUGUACCAAAAGAGACAUUGGACACAGGAAAAAAUAAGAACUCUAAUGGCAUGGUGGUUAUUCUCCCUGGUGCUCCUCAUGGCUCACCGAUUAAAGGUACACCUUCAUCGUUAAUUAGUCGGUGGAGAUCUGGUGGAUCAUGCGACUGUGGAGGUUGGGAUGUCGGCUGCAACUUACGAAUCCUUACUGACAAUAGAAAAGGCAGCAAGACUCUGGAAACAUCAGAUCGUGUUGAUCUUUCUGUUCAGGGUGGAUCAGGCAAGCCCGUUUUCAGCUUGGAGCCAUUUAGGAAUGGGUUAUACUCUAUUCAGUUGGAUGCAUCAAUAUCUUUGUUAGAGGCAUUUGCUACAUGCGUAGCAUACAUAACUUGUCUGAAAUUUUUGGAUAUCUUCGAUACCAGAGACCAAUCAGACACAAAACAUUCUCCAAAAGCAAUUGCGGGAACUGAUCAGAUGAAGAAAGCCAGCACAUUCCAAGCGCAAGUCCCUGCAGAGUACGUUACAUGCCCACCCUUGUCACCAGCUGGAAGAAUCUAAGGCCGGCCGGCAGCAAGGGGCGCGCCAUUUGUAUCUCUCAAAGAGAGUGUCUUGUCGGCAUCAGACAUCAUUUUCCCAUUAUAACUUGUGUAGUCUUGUAUCCAUCGUUUUUGGUCCAUACAGUUAGAUUUUAUGCGGUAAAAACUAUGCAUUUUUUCAAAAUUUGGUUCCUUCAUUCUGAAUUUAGAACAAAAGAAGAAAAAGGAAAUGUGUUCAUCAAUA